AUGGUGGAGCAAAAUGAUGCCACAGCAGGCCCGUUACGCGACCAGAGCCUUGGUAAUGGGCUGGCCCCAGAUCUCAUUAAUAUCGAGGACUGUGCCAUUAUUCGCUUGACUCCGGUCCUUCUUUUUUUGGUGACACUGCUCCUCAUGGCCAUGCUCACUCACGCCUUGCGUUCGAUGUACGCUGGCGGUGAUGGCUCCCUUGGUCGUCGCUGGGAGUUUCGGGAUGAAACUCCCCUCCUGGGCAGUGACCGGUCGCUCUUUAUUGCCAUGGGUGUGAUCGCUCUUUUCUCUCUGGCUUCCACUGUCUCUUUGCUUUCUUUUCUUACGUAUCGGUUCGUCUACUGGCAACGAUACUACAAGAACCCGCUUGCUCAGAACCAAUAUGUCGUUCUCAUCUAUAACCUGCUGCUCGUCGAUAUGCAACAGGCCAUCGCCUUCAUGAUCAGUCUGUACUGGGCUUCCCGUGGUGGGGUGCAUUUUGGUGAAGCUGCCUGCUACUUGCAGGGAUGGUGGAUUCAGACGGGAGACCCUGGCAGCGGCUUGUUCGUCUUGUCCAUCGCCUUGCAUACAGGUGCAGUCGUGCUUCGUGGUCGCCAGCUGCCUUUCCAUACUUUCGUGUAUUGUGUCAUUGGCCUGUGGAUGUUUAUUCUUCUCUUGGGAUUCAUUCCCGUGGGACUCUAUGGCAGCGAUGUCUUUGUUAUCUCCGAGGCCAACUGGCUGAUUGAAUAUCUCCCGCAGUGUUGGCUGAGUCCUGAACAUGAGAACGAACGUCUCUGGGGACACUAUAUCUGGAUCUUCAUCUCUGAAUUCGGCACUAUCGUUCUCUAUACCAUCAUGUUUUUCCACCUCCGACGCAAGAUGAAUCAGGCAAAGAAGCUGCGCCAGGGUCACCAAGAGGGUCUCCGCCGACUGAACCGCGUGGUCAUCUACAUGGUGAUCUACCCCUUGAUGUACCUGGUUCUCUCGCUGCCGCUCGCCGCCGGCCGCAUGGCCACAGCACGAGGCGCGGCCCCCAGCAAGACCUACUUCGGCAUCGCAGGCUCCCUGAUGGCGUUGUCCGGCACCGUCGAUGUGCUGGUGUACACGCUGACUCGACGACAUCUGCUCCUCGAUACCGAACACAGCACGACCGACCGCAACUACAACAUUACCGACUCUCACUGGCAAACGCACAUUUCUACCAACGCCGUCUCCAAAUCCAAAUCUCGCAACACACUCCGGAUAGGAACCCGUCUGGGCUCUCGGUUCCGCCACAGUAUGCACGAGGGCGGCAACGACGCUCCUCGCAGCCCCUUCGACGGAUCCACCGAGGAUAUCGUGCCCAAGAACGACAUGGAGCUGAGCCCUUUCCACGGCGUGUACCAGGAAACCACCAUCGAGAUCUCUCACGAGCCUGCCACUCCUGUGGAGUCGAUGGAACCCAUCGAGCGCAGACACAGCUAG
Penicillium alfredii is the source of this 1443-nucleotide messenger RNA. It is a transcript of the gene gprD, whose product is annotated as protein gprD. The transcript has 2 exons. NCBI's taxonomy places the organism in Eukaryota, Fungi, Ascomycota, Eurotiomycetes, Eurotiales, Aspergillaceae. Gene Ontology annotation, cellular component: plasma membrane. The record is from RefSeq and is a predicted model, not a curated record. Gene Ontology annotation, molecular function: G protein-coupled receptor activity. The coding region runs from base 1 to 1443 and encodes 480 amino acids. Gene Ontology annotation, biological process: adenylate cyclase-activating G protein-coupled receptor signaling pathway.